AUGUCCUCCGUCAAUCUCACGGAUCUGACCAGACAGAUCGAGUCUGUUGCAGCCUCUACAACAGAUUUCCAGGUGAAUGAGGCAGACCGGAAGCGUCUCCUCCAAGCGUGUGAUCAACUUCGCAAGAAAUUGGAAUCCCCGUUUGAAUUCACCUUACGAACGAUCUUCGCGGGUUAUCCAGCCAUAGCAUUACGAUUGGGCAUUGAUAUGAAGCUCUUUGAUGCGGUAGCGCAACAUACCGAGUCCUCCGGUGGAGGGAUAGCGACUCUAUCGCAGCUAGCUGAGAUAACUAAAGCCGAUCCUCUUCUUGUGUCGCGCAUCAUGCGUUUCCUAUCCGCACUAGGAAUCUUCAACGAGAUUAAGCAAGACGUCUACGCUUCAACCCCGCUUGCAGCCGCCUACAUCUCGAGCUCGCCUCUCUCUGCCGCCGUCAUUCAUGUCACGCACUUUCUCAUGGUCCUCACCCAACUCCCAGCCUACUUCCAAGAGAAAGGCUGGCAGAAUCCGAACAACGUCCUCGACGGCCCCUUCCAAUAUACCACCAAGACCAAAUCGCACUACUUCGAUUUCCUGGCCGGGGAGCCCUACUACCAGCAAGCGUUCAAUACGGUGAUGACGAUCUCGCACCGCCGCCAGGGCCAGAACUGGUUCGACUUUUUCCCAGUAGAGGAGAAACUAGGUGGGGUGGUCGACGAGUCCAACGUCCUACUCGUGGACGUGGGCGGCAGCCAGGGUGGCGAUAUCAUCGCGUUCCAGAAACGGUUCCCCUACCUCCGGGGCCGCCUCGUGCUGCAAGACCUGCCGGUUGUAAUUGAGGCGAUUCAGGAAAGGGAGCUCCCCGCGCGGAUCGAGCCGCAGGGGUACGACUUUUUCGAGCCGCAGACCGUGACAGGGGCGCGGGCGUACUAUCUCCGCACGGUGUUGCACGACUGGCCCGAUGCACAGGCCCGACAGAUCCUGGCCCGGAUCCGGGAGGCGAUGGCGCCCGAUUCAUUGCUGCUUAUCAACGAGACCUUGCUGCCCGAAUCGAAGAUCGCCCUGCCCUCGGCCCAGGCCGACCUGACAAUGAUGGUCUCCUUUGCCUCGCUGGAGCGGACCCAGGCCCAGUUCGAGCGCUUGCUGAAUGAGUCCGGGUUUGACCUCGUGAAAGUCUGGAUGCCGCAAGGGUUUACGGCGAGUUCGGCGGAGCUCGUAUCGCAGGCGACCUUGCUGGAAGCGAGGCUGAAAGCUUCCUUGGAAUGA
This is a messenger RNA of Penicillium hordei, 1242 nucleotides long. RefSeq lists its product as uncharacterized. The transcript is spliced from 4 exons. Lineage: Eukaryota; Fungi; Ascomycota; Eurotiomycetes; Eurotiales; Aspergillaceae. Gene Ontology annotation, molecular function: O-methyltransferase activity. The coding region runs from base 1 to 1242 and encodes 413 amino acids. The record is from RefSeq and is a predicted model, not a curated record.